This is a messenger RNA of Trypanosoma brucei brucei TREU927, 1152 nucleotides long. RefSeq lists its product as hypothetical. The coding region runs from base 1 to 1152 and encodes 383 amino acids. The record is from RefSeq and is a predicted model, not a curated record. NCBI's taxonomy places the organism in Eukaryota, Euglenozoa, Kinetoplastea, Trypanosomatida, Trypanosomatidae. Gene Ontology annotation, molecular function: phosphatase activity. The transcript has a single exon.
AUGGCAGUUGUACGCAGGUGCUCUCAUCACCGGAUUUGCAAGCAGUGGGAUCGUAUUGUGUCAUGUGGGUCACUAAAGGCACCGCUAUGCGACGUUAUGCACUUCACGUCUUCCACGUGGCCACCUCACCUUCACCCUCAACCAACUACCCAGACAGUGAGGCCCUUGGAAGUCUCAAAGGAAACCAAGGCACUAGUAGAAGAACCUGCAGUUGCUGUUAACCUUUGUGAAACUGCAGCAAAUGCAGCCACAACGGACCCCGCUUCAUCAAUGUUCUCCGUGCCUUCUCCAACUUCGGCCUACGUAACACACACGGAGUCUCAGGGUAGGAUGUCCAUUACUAUUCGCAGUGGUGACCGCCGCCAAAUGCUUAAGUUCCCAACGCAACCUGUUGAGCCUGUGAAGCGCAUUAUAUUCCUGCGCAACGGUAGAAGCCUGGCCAACGUCAACGUUUGCACGCACGUGACAACUCCUGAUUGGCGUAUUCCUAUAGUUCCUGAGGGUGAGGAGGAAUCUUAUGAUGCGGGCCGCCGGCUGGCUCAGCUCAUUGGGGAUGAGCCAGUGUAUUACUACCUUUCCCCCUACGUGCGGUGCCGUCAGUCAUUCAAGCAUGUGCUGCGCGGGUAUGAUGCCUAUAGAAGUGAGCACAAGAUGGAAGGUGAGUCUAUUGUUGGGGUGCGAGAGGAUGUUCGACUGCGGGAUGGAGACAUCGGACGAUAUAAGUCAAAGGGGGAGCUCCUGCACCAUCUAGCUGAAAGGGAAAAGUAUGGCAAGUUCUAUUACCGCUUUCCCCACGGCGAAAGUGGCGCUGAUGUGUGUGAUCGGGUUACAAGCUUCUUAGAUGCCUUCCAGCGGGAGCGGAUGGACUUUCCCAUGGACACAAAUGUGGUGAUAUUAACACACGGACAAACAAUCCGUAUGUUUGUGAAGCGCUGGUUUAACCUGACAGUUGACACGUAUCACUCCAUGGUGUCGCCCCCCACUGGGUCCAUUAGUACGUUGACGCGUAUGCAUCACCGCAGCUCGUUUCGGUUGGAUGAUGCUUGCAUCGAGUCGAUGCGUCUUCCCCCAUCGCUUAAUAAGUAUAACGGGUACAAAUAUCGCAACAAGCAGGUACUGGGAUCCAUGAGUACUGGAGCGCCUUUCAUGUGA